GGCAGAUUUUUAUUGGCUGUUGGCUAACUGGCUUCUUAUUGGUCUAAAAUAUAAAUUAAGCGGUAAUUUGUUAUUUUGACACGGAAAUUUACAGGCAGUUUAAUUGAACGUACUUUACCAUAAUAUAAUCACGUGUUAAUUUUAUGGGUGUGAGUGUAGUGUGAUGAUUCACAGGCUAUUUGGAUGCAUUAGUGGUACAUAAAGGUACAUUAAGAUAUCUGAAAUUGUAUAUUAAGUCAAUAUAAAUCAACAGUACAUAUAUUGAUACAUUUAUUUUAAGUCUAAAAUAGGAUAUGUGCAUUUUUGCCUACUAGACGAACAUGACUCAUUGAGAUGUCUGAGAAUGUUAAGUAAGUGAAUAUGAGACAACGGUAAUUUUGAUACACAUAUUUUAAGUGUGAAAUAGGAUGUGUGCAUUUUCGCUUACUAGAAGAAUGUGAUUCAACCGCAAUUUCUAGACACUUAAUGAGUAUUUAAUUAGCACACCUUUUAAGUUGUCAGUUCAGUGGCCUGUCAUAUGUGCUUUACAGGUAAGUAUAAAUCAGCUAAAUUUACUAGGUCACAACAGUGGUAUAUAAGCACUGAAAUAUAUACUAUAGUUCAUUUACUUGAAAUCAUUGUGUUGUGUUCGUUAGGAAACCACUAAAUGAUGUUGUCAAAUACUCCUACUGCCUCUACUUCACGUAAUGUGUCAUCUCUAUUGUGUGAUGUAACAGCUACAUUCGGAAGAAUAAUGCUCUGCUGCGUAUUUUAUACGUGGGUACAGUUUAAGGAAGCUUUUAACGAUUUUAUGAAGGUACUAACUAAGUUGUUCAUUAUUUAUUUGAAAGGAAUCCAACACAUCUUAUCGGGUUGAUUCAAGUAAAAAGGAUUCAUCCGAUCCUAUGGAAUAUAAGUUUGUGAGAUUUAAAUGCACUUUUGGAUGUAUACGUGCUCCCCGAGGGGCUGGCUUUAGGAACAGAGGGUAAGUCGACUGUGCUUGUAAAUUUUGAAAAUUUUAAGGUUCAAAAGUACUUCAUGUGAGUCAACAAUUAUGGUACGGCGUACAUCCGACGGAUACAAAAUAACAAAUUACCAAACUGUGCAUAACCAUCCAUGCACAGCAAGUUUCAUGUCCACCGAUGUAUCUAGACGUCGGCUAUCAUCUGAAGAAAUGACAGUUGUACAACCGUUCAUUGAAAGGAACACUGAUGUCCAUGAAGUCAUGGAUUUUGCGCAUGAGAAAUUCAGCAAAGUGCUCCUGUAUAAUGAUAUUAAAAACAUGCGAGCUAUGAUGAAUAAACGUAAGUCGUAUCAAAAUAAAUGGGACAGUAGAGUAGAAAUCGGUAGUUUAGAAGACCUUCUUCAUCGACUGAGGCAGACAGGUCCAGUUAGUGUUCUGCAGGACAAUGCAGACUUUGUAUCGAAAAUUAUUUUCGCGCGUAAUGAUAUGAUAGACCUCUAUCAUAAGUUUCCAGAAGUAGUUGGAAUUGAUUCUACCUAUAAAACGAAUAAGAUGGGAUGGCCUUUAUAUCAGUUUGUUGUGACUGAUGGAUUCGGAAGAGGAAGGACUGUUUUGUUUGCUGUUACUAGGAGGGAACGGUUUGCAGAUAUGAAGGAGAUAUUGCAAACGUUUAAGGGAUUUAUGGGUGAUAUAUCGAAAACACAAACAUUCACUGUCGACUGUGCAACUGCACAGAUCAAAGCUAUAAAGGAGGAAUUCCCCAGGUGCAGCAUUAUUUUAUGUCUUUUCCAUGUAUGCCAGGCAUUCAGAAGGAGGUUCCCAAAUCAACGUGUUAAAAAAUGGUUGUAUCGAAUGGCGCACACGCGCAGUUAUGACAGGUUUUGGAAUUACCUCAACCUCAUAAGUAUUAUAGACGCCGAGGCUGGUGCUUACGUUAGAAGGUACUGGCUAAGGACACGGAAAUAUUGGGCCGCAUCAUGCAACCGGUUCACCAUCAGUAUGGGGAACAAUACUAACAACAGAGUGGAGAACGCUCAUAGGCAGUUGAAAAGGUAUUUACGUAAAGGUGAUCCGCUGGAACUGACACUAUGGAAAAUAUGGAGGUGGAUUGACCACACAACCAUACGUAAAAUACAUCAAGGCCAGUGGAUGCUUCGUAAAUACUACAAUUACGAUGUAAGUUUCAAGAUAAUUUACGAUUUCUCCUAGGUGCAAACUUCACUGCAGUCUAAAUUACGGUGUCUCACUCCGUUUGCUGCCCAGAAAGUUGUCUUAGACUUGCAAAGGCGCAUGUUCUUCUUUCU
Trichobilharzia szidati is the source of this 2247-nucleotide messenger RNA. Lineage: Eukaryota; Metazoa; Platyhelminthes; Trematoda; Strigeidida; Schistosomatidae. The record is from the annotation of a GenBank genome assembly.